AUGAAGGCCCUGGUUGUCGUCCUUGGAGUGAGCGUUCUGGUCGCAGUCGCAAUGGCGGGAGGCUACGGUGGCCACGGCGGAGGGCACGGAGUCCUCUUGCUGGGAGGUCAUGGUGGAGGCGGCUUCGGUCAUGGCGGAGGGCACGGCUACUCCAAGAUCGUUCAUGGUCCCUCGUUUCUAGUGAACACGGUGCAUCACGUGCACAAAAUUAGCCACGGGGGAACCAUCAUUAGCGGUCAUGCCGGUGGAUACGGUGGCUAUGGCGGCGGAUAUGGCGGCGGAUACGGUGGCGGGCACGGCUUGUGGUGA
Messenger RNA from Ixodes scapularis (black-legged tick), 309 nucleotides. RefSeq names its product holotricin-3-like. NCBI's taxonomy places the organism in Eukaryota, Metazoa, Arthropoda, Arachnida, Ixodida, Ixodidae. The record is from RefSeq and is a predicted model, not a curated record. The coding region runs from base 1 to 309 and encodes 102 amino acids. The transcript is spliced from 2 exons.